UUCAUUAUUUUGUUGGCCAAAACAAAAUAAUAGAGAUACAAGUCGACUGAUUAUUUUUCUUCUUCCUCUCCAUCUCUCUGUCUCUUUCUCUCGAUCGAAGUCGAACUGGCAAUGGAAGAAGAUGGAAUCAAAGGAGAUGGAAUUAGAGGACAAUCGGGUCAGAGGAGAUGCGACGGAGAUUGAAUCGGCCGAGGCUAAUCGGAGGGUUUUGAAUCGAGUCCGAGAUUGUAUCGGAAGAGAACAAACCCUUAUAUAAAGAUCUCUGUUUUUCAGACAGAUCAUCGGAACAAAAUGUCAUCGUCAGGAUCCGACAAAGAGAGAGAGACUUUUGUGUAUAUGACUAAGCUCUCCGAGCAAGCUGAGCGAUACGACGAGAUGGUGGAGACGAUGAAGAAAGUGGCGAGAGUGAACAGCGAGCUGACGGUGGAAGAGAGGAAUCGGUUGUCGGUUGGUUACAAGAACGUGAUCAGGGCGAGAAGAGCUUCGUGGAAGAUAAUGUCGUCAAUCAAGCAGAAUGAAGAGUGCAAAGGCAAUGAAUCGAAUGUGAAACACAUCAAGGGUUAUCGCCAAAAGGUAGAAGACGAGCUCGCCAACAUUUGUCAAGACAUUCUCAAACCUCACUGAUCAGCAUCUCAUCCCUUAGUGAUUUAAUGCACUGGUUACUAACUAGAUGUUAGUUGAGAUUGUGUUGCAGGUUUGAAUCAGAGAUUGUUUCAAAAUUGAAACAUGGAUGAUUCGGGUUUUCUGCAUUUGUUUUGUCCCUCCAUGCUUGCUGCUUCAGCUAUUUACACAGUAAGAUGCUCAUUGAACAAGUCCCCAGCUUGGACUGAUACAUUGCAGUUCCACACCGGCUACACAUAAUCUGAGAUUAUGUAAGAAGAGAAAAGACUUUGAAAUAUCAUCAUCUGUUUUGUUUUGUCUCUUAACUGCAGAAAUUUAUGUUUGUUCUAUAGGGACAUCUGUUUUGUUUGGUCUCUUAACUGUUAUAUUUGUUCUUUGUUCUACAUUGCAAUCUCUCUUGAGCGCUGCUUCUGAUUUGAAGAAGUCUGCUCUUCUUGGGUUUAGACAAAGGUAGUAGUGUUAGUGAACUCCUUUUGGUUUAAACUCUUGAUCUUUUCUUCAUGUAUUUUGGUAUGACAUAAGUUACCUUCCUAUGGUU
This is a messenger RNA of Camelina sativa (false flax), 1159 nucleotides long. Its product is annotated as 14-3-3-like protein GF14 iota. Lineage: Eukaryota; Viridiplantae; Streptophyta; Magnoliopsida; Brassicales; Brassicaceae. The record is from RefSeq and is a predicted model, not a curated record.